Molecule: messenger RNA, 1228 nt
Organism: Brassica napus (rape)
Lineage: Eukaryota; Viridiplantae; Streptophyta; Magnoliopsida; Brassicales; Brassicaceae
Product: UPF0725 protein At5g63820
Exons: 6
Coding region: 172-945 (257 amino acids)
Source: RefSeq, a predicted model, not a curated record
AUCUGGGGAAGAGUUGGUUGGAGGAGGUUAUGGAGGAUUUUGAGUUAUUGCGAAGGGAGAAAAGAAGGCGGAAGGCUAAGCUAAAGUUCUUCGGUUUGGAUGUUGUUCCAAACGUUCCCGAUUUCAAUAAAGAAGGGUUGGCCGAUGUAAUCUCUCUUCGAAUUCGUAAUCAUGAUGUUGCUGCUUGUUAUAUCAGAUUUUGAUUACCAGGGUUUUGAUGUGAAUAACUCUUGUUAUCCGUCUAGACUAGUUAAGUCUACUUGGGGCGAUGACUAUGACAUCGCCCUUUAUGGUAGACUUGGACUCCACUGCCACAAUUUUCAGAAGGGAACAAACUUCAAGUUUGUGCGCUGGGAAAAGUAUAGUGUUAUCUCUACUGCAUACGACUACGUCUAUGUAACUUUGGACGCCAAGGAUCCUGUCUCUGACUCGGUCUUCUCUUUUCAGACCUUGUUAAACGAAGAUUCUUCUCCAGACCGUCCUGUUAUGUGGACUACCUUAGCCUGCAGAAUCAAAUGUGAAAAUGCUGCGGAUGAUCAUUGGGACGAUAAGGCAGUAGAUGAUUUCUACAAAGAUGGAAUACCCAAAUGGUCGUCUGAUGAAGAAUUGUCUCGUGGCAAGAAAAAUUAUUAUGUGGUGCAAGAAUCAGAGUUGCAGGAGAAUGAUUGGCUGUAUCUAUUCACCGAAAUUGCGUUCUACUCAAAAACAAAUAACGUGUUGACUGCUCCCCCACCCUUGGAGAUUGAGAAGGUGGUUGUAGUAACUAAAGAAGACACAGAAGAAGGCCAUGAGAAGCUGAAAGCCCAUAAUGCAAUCUUCUACGUAAGUUACAAGUAUAAUGGUGAAUCUUCAGAAUGGGCGGGUGAUCACAGCGCGGUAAUAAGGAAAACCAGGGAUGGCAAGCCAGGACAUAUGUAUAUUGAAGUUGCAGCAACAGCAGAUUGAACUGAAGAAGAAGAAAAGAUUGAUAGGGAUCUGCUCUUUUACAAUACCUAUCAUUAACGCUAUUAAGCUGAAGAAAAAGAACAAUAGACAGAACUGCGGAUCUACUCGUUUAUAAUUUCUAAGGCUAUUUACUAAUUCUGUCAUGAUAUGUUAAAUGUUUUAUGUUGUGUUUGUCUAAAACUAUUUGGACUAGAACGAGUUGGAUCUAUUAUCAUCGUUAAGGAGAGAUUUCUGUUUGUAAUGCAAUAAUUAGUAUGAGAACGAAUGGUUCAUUGAUCUGUUA